GCACUUUAGCAGCUCCGAUGACAGCACUUUACACCUGUAGCUAUCUUUUUCCAUUCUUAAAUGGUAAAGGAGCAACCACAGGUUUACUUGCUGGUAUUUUUGGUGCAUUGGCUCUAUUUUAUCUGUAUUUUCGAGUUAUACCUCUUCAAUUUCAUCAUUUCCCACGGUCAUGUGACAAUGAGACAUCAAUUAUACAUUCAUUAACAUGGCCUGAUUGCAAAUUUGCAUAUUCAGAGUUGGAUUCUAUUCCAACGAUAUUACAAGCAAUGGCUAAUAAAGCACAAAAAUUGCUACUCAUUUUCUGUGAAGUACCAAUUGCAUGGUAUCCAUUAGCUACUUUUACAAUUGCGACAUUAUCAAUGCUACUUGUAUCAUUGUGUACUAGUAAUAGCAAUGCUGAUAACUUUGAUUGGAAAUUGAUAAUAUGUACAUCAUACAUUGGAAUAUUUAAACGUAAUAGUGAUAAGAUAAUCAAUAAUGAUAAACGUGUCGCUUUCAUAGAAUGCGAAUCAUUUCGAUAUGCUCAACAAACACCAUAUCCGGAUACGGUAACUACAGUUACACCUAUAAUUGGACGAUAA
Messenger RNA from Loa loa (African eye worm), 581 nucleotides. RefSeq lists its product as hypothetical. Lineage: Eukaryota; Metazoa; Nematoda; Chromadorea; Rhabditida; Onchocercidae. Bases 18 to 581 code for a protein of 187 amino acids. The transcript is spliced from 3 exons. The record is from RefSeq and is a predicted model, not a curated record.